Messenger RNA from Tachysurus fulvidraco (yellow catfish), 2991 nucleotides. RefSeq names its product calcium channel, voltage-dependent, gamma subunit 8b (gene cacng8b). The transcript has 6 exons. Gene Ontology annotation, molecular function: channel regulator activity; voltage-gated calcium channel activity. The coding region runs from base 747 to 2024 and encodes 425 amino acids. Lineage: Eukaryota; Metazoa; Chordata; Actinopteri; Siluriformes; Bagridae. Gene Ontology annotation, biological process: regulation of AMPA receptor activity; neurotransmitter receptor transport, postsynaptic endosome to lysosome; transmission of nerve impulse. The record is from RefSeq and is a predicted model, not a curated record. Gene Ontology annotation, cellular component: postsynaptic density membrane; AMPA glutamate receptor complex.
GAGCAUCAGAUGCAGGAAAAGUGAAGGAACGGGAGGCAGUUGCAUGGGCGCAUGCGCCGCUGUCUCUUCUCAUCGUUUAAGGGUUGAGAUGCGACAAGUUGCUUACGUCUCUCUCUCUCUCCAUCUCUCUCUCUCUCUCUCUCUCUCUCUCUCUCUCUCUCUCUCUCUCUCUCUCUCUGCGGGUGGGGUGUACGCAGUCUUUCUGAGAGCGCGCGCACACACACACACAUACGCACGCAGUCACACACGCGUUAGCUGCGUGCGCGUGAAAAAAAAAAAUCGUGUUCCAGUGACGCCAGGCCGCGCGCGUGCUCAGUAUCUCUUGAACACCGCUGUCUAAAUCUAAUACGAGUAAACUUACUUCAUUAUUAGUGACCGCAUCUGUCGGAUCGUCUCGCGUAUAACCCUCGUUUAUUUAUUUCACUCCAGCUGUCUGUCUCCUUCUAUCUCUCAGUCUUCCUUUUUUCCCGAGAGCGACGUUUCUUCGAAAGGGACCAUGACAAGUACUUUGAACAAAUAAGAGAACUUGCACAAUCCCAGAACCAGCAAGUCAUCCUUUAGCAUAAACAAGAAAGAAGAAAAAGUCGAGAAAAGCAAGGGGAAAGAAACAAGUGCAAGGGGGAGAAGAGAAGUGCGCGAGGACAGUCGAUGGACGCUGCCCGGACCAAGGGGACAGCAGAUUCUCAUCUAGCAGGGAAAAGAAAGAUUUCAAAAUUGAGUCGAAGGAUAGAAACCUGCCGUCAGGCAUGGUGUGUGAGAAGGGGAUACAGAUCCUUCUCACCAUCGUUGGGGCAUUCGCCUCCUUUGGCCUGAUGACGGUGGCAAUCGGGACAGAUUACUGGCUCUACUCUCGUGCUCUGAUCUGCAACAGCACAGCAAAUGUGACGCAGGAUGACCCACACAACAAGGACAAGAAAGACCCUGGAGCUCUCACACACUCAGGCCUUUGGAGGAUCUGCUGCCUUGAGGGUGUGAAACGAGGGGUGUGCUCUCAGAUCAACCACUUCCCAGAAGACGCCGACUUUGACCACGAUGGAGCAGAGUACGUCUUACGAGUGGUUCGGGCUUCAAACAUCUUCCCUAUUCUUAGCGCAAUCUUAUUGCUGAUGGGAGGAGUGUGCAUUGCCGCCAGUCGUUUCUACAAAAGCAAGAGGAACAUCAUACUCGGAGCUGGCAUUCUGUUUGUAGCUGCAGGUUUGAGCAACAUCAUCGGUGUGAUAGUGUACAUCUCAGCAGCACUAGGUGACAUCUCUCCAAAGAAGGAUGAGGAUAAAAAAUGGCAAUAUUCAUACGGCUGGUCCUUCUAUUUUGGAGGCCUUUCGUUCAUCCUGGCUGAGAUGGUGGGGGUGCUGGCUGUAAACAUAUACAUAGAAAAGAACAAGGAGCUGCGCUGCCGUUCACGCACCGACAUCUUCAAGAGCACAACGCACGCUGUGCUGCGUCUGCCUAGUUACCGCUUCCGCCGCCGCUCCUCUCGCUCCAGCUCACGCUCUACUGAACCAUCAAGAGGCUCGCGGGACCCCUCGCCUGCUGCUGCUGGCCCACCAGGAAGCAAAAGCUUUGGCAUGCCCCCCUCAGCACUGCUGUCACAAGGGCCUGUGUCUGUUUCCACACUGCCUAAUCCACAUUCACACUCCCGCUCACACUCAGCCCUACCUGGAGGUGACAUCUCGCUCUACACCCUGUCGCGAGACCCCAAACUCGGCGCACUGGGGGCUCUGGGUGCACCUCCAAUGUAUGGCACAGUGGAUCGUGCCACACUCUACCAGUUGCACAACUGCUUUCCAAAAGAGAGCGCCGGAGGAGGAGCAACCAUGAUGAUGAGCGGCACACUGCCCUCUCUCAAGUCCCACAAUCCAACAGGAGUGCCGAACGCGUCCAGUGGAAACUCUGCACCCUCCUCACAACCCCCGCCUUUCUCCUCCUCUACAGUGGAGAGGGAAAGAGGGAUGGGCACGCUUGAUAGGCUGACCAAGCCUGAGAGCAAUUCUAACACGCUGAACAGGAAAACCACACCAGUGUAGAGGAGCCUAGAAACAGAACAGAAGAGAGUGUGAGUCCUGUAGAGCGGAAGCUGAACGAAGGCUGUGUUGAAGAUAAGAAAAGCAAAAAGGCAGAGAAAUUAUAUAUUCCUUCUGUCUGAAAUGAUGUUCUGUUUUUCAGUUAAUGGAAAAUGAGUUUCAGACAAAAAUUCAACCAGUGACAAUUCAUAAUAACAACUACAACAUCCAUUUAGUUUUAUAACAUUUUUUAAAAUGUGAACUAUGAUCAUUGGAUACUGUACUGUGAAGUUUACCUUUUUUUUUUUUUUUGAUAGAAAUUGAAGCGAGUGGUUGUCCAAGUGCAUUCCUAGAGGGUUUGUUGUCGUUGUUAUUAUGAGAGAAAAAAAAAAUCAGUGGCGACUAGCUUUGUGAUGUUGGAAAUGAUUUUUAAGACAUCAACUGUGAUUCUGAUACAGUGGAUACUGCAGAAGCAUGAGUGUCUAUAUUAUGUGUGAGAAAGAAAACAUUAUUAUUAUUAUUAUUAUUAUUAUUAUUAUUAUUAUUAUUAUUAUUAUUACUUCAACUAGCCUAAAAACGACUUUGUAGGAAGCAUCUAAUUUAUUUUUAGAAUUGAUUUCUUUUUUAACCUUUGAUAACAUGAUAUGAAGUGUUCUGAAUAUUGUCUUCCAGUUCUAUCAACAAAAGAAAAUAGUCAUUGAUGGACUGAAAAAACUGCUGAUCGAGUGUUGAAAUGAUGAUUUUUUUUUUUGUUUUGUUUUGUUUAGUUUUUUUGUUCAAAAGGAAUUGACCAUCCUUGCAUUAUUUUUGUUAUGAUUAGUAGCUGUGAAGGUAGCAGUAAUCUUUAUUUCGGGGCAUUACCAGAUUACCAGAUUCCUCACUGGUAUGUAUAUCUCUCACAUAGAGGGAUACACACACACACACACACACACACACACACACACACACACACACACACACACACACACACACACACACACACACACAAACA